Molecule: messenger RNA, 2160 nt
Organism: Ctenocephalides felis (cat flea)
Lineage: Eukaryota; Metazoa; Arthropoda; Insecta; Siphonaptera; Pulicidae
Product: C-Maf-inducing protein-like
Exons: 13
Coding region: 1-2160 (719 amino acids)
Source: RefSeq, a predicted model, not a curated record
AUGCAAGAACCAAUUGAUAAUUUAGUGCAUCCAAUUUUAUUGAUGGGUUCUCCAGGCCCCUGGCCUCCAUCGAAUCCUAGUCAGCCUCCACCAUCUCCUGGACCUCGUUAUGCCCUGCUGCGUGAGGCAGAUGUGCAGGUCUGCUGCCUCAACCAUGCUAGAACUGUAGUUUCUAAGGUUUUGUCUUCUAGAUUUUUAAGGCGAUGGGAAACACUCAGGCUGAGGUUGAACGAUGCUGAUAUAGAAGCCGAAGAGGGUUCUGGGUUAUUGCAAAAACCUCUGACUUAUGCAUCGAUGCAAGAUGUGUACACAGUCAACAGAUGGGAUGCAACAGGACGAUAUUGUUUGCGGAUUGUAGUUCCCGAAGGAUCAGUAUUAUUACAAGCAGCGAGUAGCUAUGUUCGCGAUCAAUGGUUUCACUCGAUUGUUUGGAAGAAAAACCUGCACAAAUACAAAAGCGUGUUAUCACAAUCCCGUUCACCUGAGAUCAUACUAAAAGAAUUAAAGUGUCUGGUGGAUUUCGCUGCUACCACACCGUUACAAGAUGACUGCAUUAUGAAUGAACCGAUUGCGAUAGUUUCGGAACUUUUGGACCAGCCUGAUCACAUAUGCAGCCGUGCUUCGUUAUUGCGGACAUCCGCACCUUUAUUAGAAGACGCUCCGGCGAGUGCGCCAUUGUGCCGACAUGUCGCCAAGUAUUGUCUGCACCCAUACGAUGAAAUCAGUUCUGAUAGCGAGUCAAGCAACGAUUCGCUAUCAUUUUCCGCUGUGGAUCGAUUGGUGAGGAGGAUACUGAAACAUGGAGCUGAUUAUUCGACGUCACCGCAUGCGAGGGAUUUAGUUCGAGAUUAUCUUGCAGCCAUAGGAGGAGGUGUUGGAGGUCGAGAACGAUUAGCUGCUUUUGUUGAAAGUGUUCACGGGCCAGGAAGUGCUUGUCCCCAUCCAAGAGUUUUGCCAAAUCUGGCCUCCGUCUGUUUUGCAGGAAUAACGGCACGUUUAGAAGAACUCGACCACGAACCAGUAAAAAUCAACGGUCAUAAAAUUGAAAACUCACCAGCAACCGAUUUCUCUGGAGAUUCUGUGAGCGAAAAAUCAUGUGAUACGGUAGACAACUUGAAUAAAAUCAACAAAGCAGAACCUUUGAUCCUAAUACCUACAUCCGAUGUCAACCUGAUUGAUUUAGAAGAACAGCAAAACAUUAAAAACGAAGCAUUAAAUAAUCUUAAUUCCAAGAGUGAUGCAGAAGAUCAAAAAAAGACUGAUGCAGAAAUCGUAGACGUAGAUCAAGAUUCUUGUAAAGAGAACGAAAGCAAUUCUUCACAAUUGAACGCGGAAGAUGCAGAUGAAUCGAAAACAUUGCCUAAAAGUGAUUUAGAAGUAGACGAAGAUAAUUCUCACAGUCCGACCAAAGAUACAAAACCGAGCACAAUUUUAGAACAUAUAGUAUUAAAUAAUAAAGCACUUAUUGAUAAUACCACAAAAGUAUUAAAUGAAACCAAGCAAGUCUUAAUGCAGGGUCUGAGAACGCAAAGAUUGAUGGAUCAAUCGAGGGAGCAUUUAAUAGGUAAUGUAGAUGAAGAAGAAGAUGUUAGUACGGAAGAUACGGGGAGUUACAGAACCUGUCUAGAAAUCGAAUAUGGACCAGAUUGUGAAGAAAUAUCACUUCUCGAAAGCAAUAUGGAAGUUAUCGACGCACAAAUUCAAAUAUUUGCCACAGUUUUAGAACUCAUAUCUAGCCAUAGUUCCUGGUUGCCCUACCUUGCCUCUCUGUUGCAACCACUGCCAUUCCCUGCCAAGGCGAUGACUUCGCCUGGUUUCCUUCGAGCCAUGGCUCCGACGGUGCGUCGUUUGGCAACCAGCAGGCAAUGUGAAGUUCAUCGAACGCUAAUGCCUGUCAGACCCACCAAGAAAGGCUGGUUAGAUCUCUACUGUCCAGUGACGGGAGAAUAUAACAUGUGUCCGGACGGCGGAAAAGUCUGGUGUCUAAUGCUUUCUACGUUGCUUGGCUGCUGCGGCAGGCGCAAGCGUUUCUUGCUGCAGCAUCUGAUACCUAAACGUUUAGAAGAUUGCUUCCGACUAGCUAGUCAGCCAUGGGCCGGAUCCGUGCGUCUAGUUUUAGCUUUGGUGAUUGAAUGGGACCUUUUGGGCCAGAUGGCCUGA